AUGGCGCUGUAUCAACAAACCGUGGGUUUCCUUUCCGACUCCUGGACCAACCAGCAAACACAGAUACCCUUGAUAGCAGUGACCGGAGUAUCAUUCACACUCGGCUUAUUACUUCAAUCACUUUUGACUCGCAAGACUGAGGGUCCUCGUGGGGUCAUCCUCCCUUCACCCCGCACCGCGAUUCUGCCUGGCCUGUCGGAGGAGGAGAACGGCAAACUCCCUCUACCCAACGAUGUUCUUCCUGGCGCACGCGAUGUGAAUACGCCAUACGGCUCGAUGCGAGUAUAUGAAUGGGGCCGUGAGGAUGGACCAAAGGUACUGCUGGUGCAUGGUAUUACCACGCCUUGUAUCUCGCUCGGUGGACUGGCCCAUGCGUUGGUUGAUCGUGGUUGCCGGGUGCUUCUCUUCGACCUCUUUGGUCGAGGAUUUUCUGAUGCUCCCGCCGACCUCCCUCAAGACGAUCGACUUUUCACCACUCAGAUCAUGCUUGCUUUGACAUCAUCGCCUAUUUCAUGGACUGGGGCCGAGUCUGGGAAAUUCUCAUUGGUCGGUUACUCCCUCGGUGGUGGAAUCGCUACUGCAUUUGCCUCGUACUUCCCAGAACUCUUGUCGUCCUUGGUGCUCCUGGCCCCAGCCGGCAUGCUGCGCGACUCCCAAAUUACCUUCUCAGCCAAUCUCCUGUACUCGCAAAACAUUAUCCCGGAGAGAAUACUUCGAUACCUUGUUCACAAGCGUCUAAGAGCUGGCCCCUUAGUCUCUCCUAAGCCAAAAGGGAAGAACGAAAAGCUCAGUGCUUCGGAUGCACUUAUUGAGGAAGUCCCUACCGAAGUUGGCGCAGACGCUCAGGUCCUCUCACGAGAAUACCCACAUCUUAAUGUUCCAUCUUCUAUUGUGUGGCAAGUUGAUAACCACAUGGGCUUCGUUCAUGCAUUCAUGUCCAGCAUGCGCAAUGGCCCGAUCCUUCGUAGGCGUCAAUGGAGUAACUGGACUCGUCUUGGAGCUUACCUGAGUGACCAGAACAGCGUCUCUUCAGACAGGGAAAAGGAAAAGGUGAAGGGUUUACCAUGUGACAAGGUUCAUAUACUCUGUGGUAACAGUGAUGCAAUCAUCAUGAAGGAUGACCUUGUCACGGAUGCCACUGCAGCCUUUGGCGGGAAUGCAAUCUUCAAGUUUUACGAUGCUGGCCACGAGUUCCCCAGCACCAAAUACGAGGAGGUUGCAUCCUAUAUCAUGAAGAUUCUUUAA
Penicillium malachiteum is the source of this 1245-nucleotide messenger RNA. RefSeq names its product alpha/beta fold hydrolase. NCBI's taxonomy places the organism in Eukaryota, Fungi, Ascomycota, Eurotiomycetes, Eurotiales, Aspergillaceae. The coding region runs from base 1 to 1245 and encodes 414 amino acids. The record is from RefSeq and is a predicted model, not a curated record. The transcript is spliced from 2 exons.